AUGUUUUUAAGGAAACUGUGCAUAUUUUCUUUGUUUUCACCACUGGAAGUUAAAACCAAGUUUCAUAAUUCAGAGAUGAAUGAUUUAUUUCUUGAAGUCCAAAUUAAGAAUACUUCAUCUUCAGAUGUUUUUAUACAAAAGGUUUCCUUAGAGCCACCUGAAAUGUACAUUACAGCAGAAUUAAAUAAUGUAAAUUGGGCUGGAGAAGAUGAGUGUACUUUUGGGACAAGAACAUUUUUGAAGUCAAUGGAACAACGUCAAUAUUUGUACCACUUUCAGAUCAAGCAAGAAUUUUCAGAGAAAUCUGGUGCCAUAAAAGGACUAACAGAAAUGGGAAAAUUGGAUAUAACUUGGAAAAGAAAUCUUGGUGAAAUGGCAAUGCUACAUACAAUCCAACUUGAAAAAGAGUUUCCACAUUAUGGAAACAUGAACAUCUCUUUGGAGACAAUUCCAGAUACUGUAAUUCUAGAAGAGCCUUUUCAUAUUACCUGCAAGAUAACAAACCAGAGUGAUAGGAAAAUGAUAUUGGAUUUGAAGAUGUGUGAUACAGAUUCUAUUCGUUGGUGUGGAAGCUCAAGAAGGUAUCUUGGAGAGCUGCCUCCAAGUUCAUCACUCUGCUUUACCUUGACAUUAAUGACCUUAAAAAUGGGCUUACAAAGUAUCUCUAGAUUUAAGAUAACAGACAAAUUAUUAAAGAAAACAUAUGUCUGUGAUGAUGUUGCAAAAGUCUAUGUAAUGCCUUCCAUUGUUAAAAUGAAAAAAUAA
Messenger RNA from Myotis davidii, 765 nucleotides. RefSeq names its product trafficking protein particle complex subunit 13-like. The transcript has a single exon. Bases 1 to 765 code for a protein of 254 amino acids. Lineage: Eukaryota; Metazoa; Chordata; Mammalia; Chiroptera; Vespertilionidae. The record is from RefSeq and is a predicted model, not a curated record. Gene Ontology annotation, cellular component: TRAPPIII protein complex.